GUAUGACAUUACUUUGAUGUAAACUAUACGGAAACCUUUCUAGCUCCUUUUCCCAAAAUUAUCACAACAAAAUGUCCAAGAGAGGACGUGGAGGUUCCGCGGGAGCGAAGUUUCGCAUCUCACUGGGUCUGCCAGUAGGAGCAGUAAUAAACUGCGCAGAUAAUACUGGAGCAAAGAACUUGUAUGUCAUAGCUGUCCAGGGUAUCAAAGGACGCUUGAACAGACUGCCUGCUGCUGGAUCUGGUGACAUGAUUGUUGCUACUGUUAAGAAGGGUAAACCAGAACUCAGGAAAAAGGUAAUGCCAGCAGUGGUAAUCAGGCAACGAAAACCAUUCAGAAGGCGGGAUGGAGUGUUCAUAUACUUUGAGGACAAUGCAGGUGUUAUAGUGAACAAUAAGGGAGAAAUGAAGGGAUCUGCUAUCACAGGACCUGUAGCAAAGGAAUGUGCCGAUCUCUGGCCCCGUAUCGCGUCUAACGCGAGUUCUAUAGCCUGAAUAUAUGUUAAGAAUUAAAA
Molecule: messenger RNA, 514 nt
Organism: Leptidea sinapis
Lineage: Eukaryota; Metazoa; Arthropoda; Insecta; Lepidoptera; Pieridae
Gene: RpL23
Product: 60S ribosomal protein L23
Exons: 4
Coding region: 72-494 (140 amino acids)
Biological process (GO): translation
Cellular component (GO): cytosolic large ribosomal subunit; ribosome
Molecular function (GO): structural constituent of ribosome; large ribosomal subunit rRNA binding
Source: RefSeq, a predicted model, not a curated record